Tribolium madens (black flour beetle) is the source of this 2020-nucleotide messenger RNA. RefSeq names its product solute carrier family 25 member 35-like. NCBI's taxonomy places the organism in Eukaryota, Metazoa, Arthropoda, Insecta, Coleoptera, Tenebrionidae. The record is from RefSeq and is a predicted model, not a curated record. Bases 630 to 1559 code for a protein of 309 amino acids. The transcript is spliced from 4 exons.
UUAAUAAAAUUAAUUAAAAUAAAAUAAAUGUAAACAAGAAUUAUAUCUGAGUUAUUAGAUUCAGUCGCCACUGUGUCUGUUGCAUAACAGCCGGAUUUGCUGCUGAAUAAUUAGUUUCAAGGUCUUUUCAGUCCACCGACAUAUUUUUUUAUAUUACAAUUUUAUUUUUUAGCAUAUUCCUGUUUGUGUUAAUUACACAUUAUUAAAAAAACUAACCAUAAUUCAAUAUUUUAUCUGCGAUAACAAACACCUUCAUAAUUAGGUAGAUGAUGCCAAAAUUUUAUCUGCGUGCUAUUAUGCAAGGUUACACAAUUUUAUUAACAGUGACAAAAAAAUGAAUUUUUCCUAAGUCACUAAUUCAGACAUGAACUCUGUACCCCAUUUAUCUGGACCCAUGAGACAUAAAAUACUUUGUUGGGUAUUACUUGGAUAUUUUUGUAGUCCAAUUUAAAAAUAGGAAAGUUCAGCUAAAGUGGUAUGUUCGCAACUAAACACGAAUUGUGUAGCAAAUUAAUUAGUAUGUGAAGAGGAAAUGCCACAAUUCAAAGAAAAUACAAUUUUAUAGGGCAAAGAAAAUAUAAAAUGUGUUUGAUGUUAAUAAUACUCUAAACUAAUCAUAAAAUUAUAUAAUGGAUUUCGCAAUUGGGGGAAUUGCCGCCGCGGGGGCUAGCAUUUUCAGCAACCCCUUCGACGUGCUAAAAACCCGUAUGCAACUCCAGGGUGAAUUGCGUGCCCGUGGUCACCACACCGUCUAUUACAAGAACGUUUUACACGCGGCGUAUGUUGUGGCCAAAACCGAGGGAAUCCGGGGACUUCAAAGGGGCUUAGGCACAGCGAUGAUAAUGCACACCGUGCGCAACAGCGUAAGAUUAGGUUCCUAUCAAUGGUUGAGUGAUCGAGGCUUCAUUUGUGACGAAAAAGGCAAAACAAUCUUUUACCGGAGUUUCCUUGCUAGUGCCAUGACGGGGGCUGCGGGGGCGUUUUGUGGAAGUCCUCUUUUUCUAAUUAAGACUCAACUGCAGUCACAAGCGGCCAAUACAAUUGCUGUCGGACACCAGCAUGGACAUGCGGGACUUGUGCAUGCCGUUAAAAGGAUUUAUUCACAACAUGGAAUUCAAGGGUUGUGGCGGGGAGCUGAUGCUGUGAUGUUGAGAGCUGUUGCUGGAUCUUCGGCCCAGAUUAGUAGUUUUGCCAAAACUAAAGAUUUUUUGAGAGAGUUUGAAGUGUUUAAACAUUCCACGUUUUUAACUGCAUUUGCCGCCAGUAUUGUAGGGGGAGUCUUCCAGACGCUUGUUAUUGCACCGUUUGAUAUUGUUUCCAUACGCUUAUACAAUCAAGCUACGGACGCCCAGGGCCGAGGACUGCUGUACAAAGGAAUAGCAGACUGUUUUAUCAAAAUUUACAAGUGCGAGGGAAUCCCUGGUCUGUAUAAAGGAAUUGGUGCAAAUUAUAUGAGACUGGCUCCACACAGUGCUUUAUGUCUGAUCUUUUGGGAUGUUUUAAAAGACUUACAGAAAAAAUAUCUAUCAAAUGAAAUAGGUACAAGACACGUAUUGUAAAAUAAUGUAUUUAUUAUUGUAUAACAGGAUAUAAUAAAAUAUAUACUUGGCAAAGUCAGAAUGGGGCUGACUAUGCUUUGUCAUAAAAAAAUUAAUGGAAUGUAAUGUGUUAAACGUGCCAAGGAAUUUUCCAUUUGUGUGAAAAUUCUUCGUGGCAAAUGAAAUAAAAACAAAACAAAAAUAUAAAAACAAUGGCUAUAAAUUACAAAAUAAUGAUAUAAAAAUUAAGUACAAAAUUUGAUACAGUCAUCAAAAAAAUAUUAAUAUAUUAUAAGUGUAAAUCUACGAUUUGUUUAUAAAAAUCUGAGUACUGAUCAGCAGUGAUAAAAUCAGUCGAAAAUUUCCUGAUGCUAACUUUUAUCACAGAGAGCGUUGUAUUUCAAUUCAGUACCCAAAUUUUGGACCUUAGCACCAAAUAUCUUCAGUUACCUUUUUGUAAUUUACAGUUUUGUGAAAAAUAA